Rhodofomes roseus is the source of this 1232-nucleotide messenger RNA. RefSeq lists its product as uncharacterized. The record is from RefSeq and is a predicted model, not a curated record. The transcript is spliced from 2 exons. The coding region runs from base 209 to 1192 and encodes 327 amino acids. Lineage: Eukaryota; Fungi; Basidiomycota; Agaricomycetes; Polyporales; Fomitopsidaceae.
AGAGCCGCCAGAUCAUCAUCAAGGCCCCUCUUCCUCUUCAUCUUCAAAUCUCAAUUUAUCCGCCUCUCGCCAUCAGGUCGUGCAGUUCUCGAAGUCUGCAACGCCUGAUCCUUACCAGCUACACAAGCCGCGUCAGCCCGAGGAUAAGACGAUACGCACUAUUCGUCAGACAUUGGCCGGAAAGAAAGGGAAAAAUCCGAAGCAUACUAUGGACCUGAAGUGCUCUGUCACGAAGAGCACUGAGGAGAUGGGACUACCCCGGGUUGCAAUGGGGGUCAUCCCGGAGGAGCAAGACCUGCGCGUCUGCCGAUCUAUCAUCCUCAAACGUUACCAACACUUGGAGGCCAUCGGGUCCGCGGAGAGUUUUCACACAGUGUUUGUGCAUGUCGUUCGUGCUCAUCACUGGGUGUACGAGACGUCGAAGAUACUUCACGGCGAUAUCAGCAUCAACAAUGUCAUGUGGUUCAUCAAGUACGGGCAAGUCAUCGGCGUGCUUUGCGACUGGGACCUCGCGGAAGAUCAUAGCAACGGCGACGUUCGGUCUAUUCUACCCGCAGAAGCGGUGGGCGCUUCGUUGCCACCAGGAACGAGCACGGGCGAGAAGAUGGCCAAGCCGUCGAACGAACAGCAGAGUCAAACCAACGCGGAGCAAGUUCCGGGGCCGACGACUGUGCCAUCGGAGGGCGACUAUAUGCAAAAACCGAGAUACCGCACUGGGACUGGCCCGUUCAUGGCGCUGGACCUUCUGCGCAAAGGAAACCCCCCAGUGCACAAGUAUCGCCACGACCUCGAAUCGUUCUUAUACGUCUACGUUUACACCGCCGCCGGGUACGAUCCGACAAAUAAAAUAUUCCGACCGAUCAAGCAAUGGCAGCUCGACUCGCUCGUCGCCAUCGGCCAGGCGAAAUUCUGGUUUCUGGCAGAUGAUGAGGAGAACGCGGCCGUCUUUUCCUCCGCGCACGAAGAGUUCAAGCCAUUGUUGAAGCCGGGGACUUUCCUGAUGCGGCUCGUGUCCCUCUUCAGAGCCCUUGAGCGCAAGAUGGACAAGAUCAAGGAUGUCAAGAGCAAUGCGAGGUACCUCGGUUCCGCAGAAGAUGUCGAGGCCAAGAUUUGUAAGGCUGAGAGGAAGAGGGACGAGAUGGUUACAUACAGUAAGUUCAUGAGCAUACUCGGAGCGUCAGAGGAUAUAUAGACUCGAUUGUCUGUCCCCUCUACGGCACUUGUAUUGGUUU